UAUAUGUAAAUUGAAAUAUAUUUCACCAACUACGUACUCUUAUAGCUCAGACUCAGACUCAUAAUAAUUUUUUCUACCCUCUUCUUCUCCUUUAUUUAUUUAUUUAAAAGAAAUAGUUUGAAAGCACAUUUUCAUUGAAUUUCAUGUCUCCAUUUUAAGACCUUCCUCAUUACUGCAUCACCUGGGUUUUCUCUCUUCCGUCUCUCUUUUCCAUGUUCUUGCAUCUUUCUUGACUCUUAAUGCUUGGUCCCCUCUUUUUCAAACUCUUUUUCUCUUUCUUUCUUGCAUUUAUUUGGUCUUUACCCAGUUAACUUUGUAUGUCGUCGUCGUCGUCCUUGUUGUUAUUAUACAUUAAUAUUCCGAGAUCUAAUUGGUUCUUUUACUGUCUGCAAAAUAUUUCUGUCUUAAAACCUUUGGUUCCAUGGAUCUUGUAAGCAAAAACUAUGGCUCACAAUCUCUUCCUCCAAUCACAAACCCUUCCUCUGCUAACUCAUUCUUUAACAACCCUCAUUCGCAUUCUUCAGAUACAAGUUUCCCCAUUAUAGCCAUUGCCAUAAUAGGAAUUCUAGCCACAGCUUUCUUGCUAGUUAGUUAUUACAUCUUUGUCAUCAAAUGCUGCCUCAACUGGCACAGAAUCGAUAUUCUACGGCGAUUUUCUUUAUCAAGAAACAGAAAUCAAGAAGACCCCUUAAUGGGUUACUCUCCAGCAAUGGAGAAUCGUGGAUUAGAUGAGUCAGUUAUAAGGUCAAUCCCAAUAUUCAAGUUCAAGAAAGAAGGCAACAGCAGUGGAGAUAUUGGAGGAAGAACCUUGAGUGAAUGUGCAGUUUGCUUGAAUGAGUUUCAAGAAAACGAGAAGUUAAGGAUUAUACCAAAUUGUAGCCAUGUUUUUCAUAUAGAUUGCAUUGAUGUUUGGCUUCAAAACAAUGCUAACUGUCCACUUUGUAGAAACAGUAUUUCAAGCACAACAAGAUCAAUCCCAUUUGAUCGCAUUAUAGCUCCAAGUUCUUCUCCACAAGAUCCAAAUCCUUACAGCGAAAGUCUCAUUGGUGGAGAUGAAGAUUAUGUUGUUAUUGAAUUGGGAAAUAUUAAUAACAAUAUUAUAAAUAACAGCCAUAAUCCGGCGGAUCAAACAUUACUUGCCGCACAGGAAAGGUUGAUGAAUUCAGGUGAAUUAUCGAUAGCACGUCCCAUCAGUCCUUCGUCGAGGAGACAAAAGUUAGAGCAGAGAGGUUCAUCAGGUGCAGUUCAAAAGAAAUCAAGAAAGUUCAGUAAGUUAACUAGUAUGGGUGAUGAAUGUAUUGAUAUUAGAGGCAAAGAUGAUCAAUUUGCAAUUCAACCGAUUAGAAGAUCUUUUUCAAUGGAUUCAUCAGCAGAUCGACAGCUUUAUUUGUCAAUUCAAGAAAUUGUUUUACAGAGCAGGCAGCAACCAAUUGAUCAUCAGGUUAGUCCAAUUGAAGGCUGUAGUAAUGGCAGACCAAGGAGGACUUUCUUUUCUUUUGGUCAUGGUAGAGGAUCAAGAAAUUCUGUCUUACCUGUCUUUUUAGAGCCAUAAAGCUCAAGGAAAGGUUUAGAUUAUUUCUUUCUUUUUUCUUUUCUUUUUUUCUGUUUUCAUUUUAAAGAAAUAGUGAGUAUAGAUGUGUUUAAAGGCAUAGGAUUUGUGACAUAUAAAUAUUCAAUUGAAAUCUCAUAUUCUAAUUUGAAUUGAUUAUUGGGGUUGUGAUUAAAAGACUGGACCACUGUGUUCUAAAUGACUCAACAGCUAUGAAUUAUGAUUGUGAUGGCUGAAGCU
This is a messenger RNA of Ricinus communis (castor bean), 1789 nucleotides long. RefSeq names its product RING-H2 finger protein ATL16. The record is from RefSeq and is a predicted model, not a curated record. Gene Ontology annotation, molecular function: transferase activity. The transcript has a single exon. Lineage: Eukaryota; Viridiplantae; Streptophyta; Magnoliopsida; Malpighiales; Euphorbiaceae. The coding region runs from base 422 to 1552 and encodes 376 amino acids. Gene Ontology annotation, biological process: protein ubiquitination.